AUGGUGCUGAGUGCACGCCGGGCCGCUCCCGGCGGCGCUGGAAGUCCCAACUCCGGCGGCUCCCGGGGCCGGGGGCGAGGGUCCUGGGUCCUCCCGCCCUAUCGCCGGCCCCGCUCGGAGCUGCGCUGCUGCGAGACGGAGCGGAGGGCGCGCCCGUGGAGCCAAAAUCCGCCCUCCGUGCCGGCGGCUGCGCUGGCCGCCGCUCUCCUUCCCCGGCUCGGGACCCGAGCCUCCGGCGCCGCGGUGGCCGGGCCCGGGGCCGUGGCCGCGCGCGUCCCGCCCGCCGCCUCUGCGCCGCCAGGCGAGCCAGCCCCCGGGCGGCGGCGCGCCGAUGGCCGAGCCCGCGCCGGCUGCAAGCGGGGCUCCUGCUCCCCGACUGACUGGCGGUGCCCCGCAGAGGGCGUGAGCGCCCGGCCCCGCCGGCCCGCGCCUGGUGCUCGGCAGCCGCGGCGCCUCGGGGGGAGCCGGGCGGGGGGUGGCCGCGGGGGCGGCGUCACCGCGCGGAGAGCGGCGGCCGGGCGGUGCCACCCGCUCCCUCCCGCUCCCCUCCCGCCCCGCCGCAGCUUUGGUUUCGCGGCCGGCUUCCGGGAGAGUGACCGCGCAGGGGCCGCGCCAGGACCAGAAGUUUGUCCCGGGUCACGGGCCGCCGGGAGUUGGCGAGCGCGGCGGGCGGGACAGCGGCCUGCGGCCCCGCGGGCGGGCGGGCGAGGCGGCUCCGAUCCAGGCGCCGGACGGCAGUGUCGGCGGGCAGGGCCGGAGGCACCGGGAGUCGCGGGGCCCGCGCUCCCCGGCGGCUGCGGUCCAGGCGAGCCGGCAGAUCCCGGGGCUGCGAGGGUCUGCGGCUUCUCCGCGCCGCGGGCGCCGCGAAGUUGGCGGGCGCCCGGGCAGUUAGCUGCGGCCGCGGGCACCGAGACCCCGCAGCGCACCGGCAGCCCCGCGGGACACCCACGCUCCUGCCCCCGGAACCUCGCACCCUCUGAGCAGGACACGCUCGGCCGCUUCAUUGCGUCCCAGCCGUCCCGGGUGGGCCCGAGCGAGCCGCGGGCCAUGCACGGAAGGCGGCGGUCACACGGACCUACGUAUCCUGUGAUUUCUGUGUCUGGUGCAAAGUGUUGGGAAACGCGGGAGGAGGCGUGGGUAACUGGCCAAAGCAGCACUGAGCCCAAAUGGAAGGCCUCUCUUCAAAAGGAAUGGAUUGGACUUCCUCUAAGGAAAGGAUGCUGUAGGAGUCCUUCCAAUGGGACAUUUCUUGUCACUUUUUUUUUUUUUUUUUUUCAGCAGAGAGGUUUUUUUAAAUUUUAAUCCAACCACAUGACACUCCUGUCUCUCUGGGGACAACGGUGACAUUUGCAGAAUGGCUGGUCACAGGGGUGCUGUCAAGCCAGCCCCCAUCAUAUGUCUAAAUAUUUCGAAGUUAUUCAUCAAGCUGGCAAACUAUUAUAUAAUAUGUUAUAUCUUCCUACCUUGACAAAGAUAACAAUACUGAAAGAUAAGAAAGCCUAUAGUUUUCAUAUGAUGAAAGUCAGCAAAAUAUCAAAGACAACUGAAUAUAUCAUUGUGCAUAUCUUAAUUUUCUGUUGAUAGUCUGGCUGUA
This is a messenger RNA of Eubalaena glacialis (North Atlantic right whale), 1594 nucleotides long. RefSeq names its product collagen alpha-1(I) chain-like. The transcript has 4 exons. NCBI's taxonomy places the organism in Eukaryota, Metazoa, Chordata, Mammalia, Artiodactyla, Balaenidae. The coding region runs from base 1 to 1302 and encodes 433 amino acids. The record is from RefSeq and is a predicted model, not a curated record.